ACAGACGUCCAGCAGCUGUUGGGGGUUAAAGGAGAGGUUCCUCCUGAGCAGCAAGAGUGUAGCUCCAGUGUGGACCAGGAGGACCCAGAGCCUCCACACAUUAAAGAGGAGCAGGAGGAGCUGUGGAGCCGUCAGGAGAAACAGCAGCUUGAAGGGCUGGAGGAGGCUGAUAUCAAGUUCACACUCACUUCUGUCCCUGUGAAGACUGAAGACGAUGAAGACAAAGCUCAGUCCUCACAGCUUCAUCAAAGACAAACUGAACAGAUGGAAACAGAAGCUGAUGGAGAGGACUGUGGAGGACCAGAACCAGCCAGGAACUCACAUCCAGAUAGUCCUUUACAACCAGUUAGUGAAGACGAGACCUCGUACUCUGAACCUGAGACUGAUGACAGCAGAGACUGGGAGGAGACUCAGGAACCUCAGUCAGGUUUAAACUCUCCAAAAACCAGUAAAGCACCUGUCAGUGAUGAGGAAUUUUAUACUGUAAACACACCAGUUAGCUCCUCUGAAUGUGCCGGAAACUUCAUCCCCGGGGGACAUCUGCAGGACUACACUGGAAUCCAAACAGGAGAAAAACAGUUUACCUGCUCUGUUUGUGGCAAAACAUUUGGACGAAAGGCGCAUCUGAACGAACACUUAACCAUCCACUCAGGAAGGAAACCAUUUCCUUGCUCCGUCUGUGGUAAAAAAUUAUCUCGAAAGUACAACUUAAUUGCUCAUAUGAAACUUCAUUCGGAGGAAAAACGUUUGAGCUGCUCUGUUUGUAAAGUUAAGAUCCAGUGCCAAAGCAAGUUGGUCAAACACAUGAGUACCCACACAGGAGAGAAAUCAUUUCGUUGUUCCGUUUGUGGUGAAGUAUUCUCACAUCGUCGUAAUCUGAGGCGACACUCGACCGUCCAUACAGGAGAGAAACCAUUUAGUUGUUCAAUUUGUGGUACAAGGUUUUCACAAAAUUCAGAUCUUAGUCGACACUUGACUAUUCACACAGGGGAGAAACCAUUUAGUUGUUCAGUUUGUGGUAAAAGAUUCUCACAGAAGGUGACAAUGAAACGACACUUGAACGUCCACACAGGAGAGAAACCAUUUAGUUGCAGCG
This is a messenger RNA of Plectropomus leopardus (leopard coralgrouper), 1096 nucleotides long. Lineage: Eukaryota; Metazoa; Chordata; Actinopteri; Perciformes; Serranidae. The record is from RefSeq and is a predicted model, not a curated record.